CGAUAGUCCAUGUGUUGGCGUUCUUGCGCUUGAAAAGUAUCUAUAUGUUUUGCGUGCUGAUAUUAACAGAUUGUGCCUACUUGUGUAUAUCAAACAAAACGAAAACAUACGAUGGCCGCCGGGGAGCACUACAAGAAUGAGAUCCUCCUACGUACCUCCCUCGAGGAAAUCCGCGAGGCCGCGGAGCGGUACGGUCUCCGGGAAGCGUUUGAUACAGCAGAAAAACUUGUCCUCCAACAAGGAGAACUACAUCAUGGUCGCGCCGAAGGAAAUCAUGCUGCUAAAAGUAUCACCCACACAACAACAAGCCGACAAAAUGCGCAGCAGCUCUCCGAGCGGCUCCGCACUGCCUACCGCGCGAAGAUGCUCGAACACCACCCAGACAAGGGCGGAUCAGCCGAGGAGUUCCUCGAGGCGCACGCGGACUACAAAAUCCUCUUCGAAUACUUCAAACAAAACGAGGAACAACUGGCGCAGAGGAGAAGUGCGGUUUCUGGUUAUUCGUCGUCCUCGCAGCAGCAUUCGGAGGGCCGGGGUGGCAGUGGGCUGGGCGGAAAUAUUAAAACGUCCUCGUCGGCGGGUAGCACCAACGAUUAUACCAGUGGAGGGCCGUUUGCUGAUAACGACUUCAAUGUCUUCAUUCCGAAGCGCAGUAGUGCUAGUGGUGCUACAAGUACAACUAGUGGGACAGCAGCUCCUUCUCAUUUCGUCAGCACCUCCGCGGGGACCACAGGAGCCACAGUCGCGGGAAGUUCAACGUUUCUGUUGAAUCCGCCGCCAGUUCGAAAGAUGACCGAGAAUAAUAGAACUACAAGUGCGCCGUACAACAACUCGGACGCGGUAGAUUCGCGGAAACAAGGAACUACAGGAGCCACUUCUGCGGGUUCUGUCCUUGGCAGCGGUGUUGUAGGCCUCAGUACGGAAGAACAAGAUGUUUCAUCUGCAGAUGAAAGUACUACCGGCACAGCACCUUCUUCUACUCCCGCGUUUGCCCACGAAGACGACCUGUUCCGUCCGGUUAUCACGGAAUUGCUAAAAACGCGGAUUCUCGGUUCCAACAAAGCCGCCCAAUACGCCAAGCUGCUGCAGCAAGAACAGGAAAAGGCUGCGGUGGCUGUUGCACAACCCAACAGCGGGGGAACGAGCAGUAACACUGUUGUUGGAGGACCGCGAAUCGGGGGAGCUGCUGCGGCCGGCGCACAUCUGAACCUGUCUGGCGAGGGAACAAGUGCCGGUGCAUUACAUCAAGGUGCAAAUAAUGCGAGGGUUGUAGUUCCUGCCUCGACGAGGGGCGAUGAGGACCAGGCGAAAGUGAUAAGCGCUGCAGGUGGAGCUGCGACUGGAACUGUCGCUGUCAAUUCUGCCAUCUCAGCAGCCCCCCAAGGACAGCACGAAGAUGAACUGAGGGAAACAAGUGGCGUUGCCGGCGACAGACCGCCGCAUCCGCUGCACAAUUAUUCCCCAACCGGCAGCUCUGGAUCAGAUGACUCCUCCUACACGGAUGGCAGCACGGGAAGCAGCAGUAGUAGUAGCUCUUUUGUGUCGUCGAGCUCUGCAGAUGUUCAUGGUGAGCAGCCGCGUGAGGACACUGAGAAUAAAGAUGAAGACCGCCCUGUUCGUGCCGGCGUUUCAUCACGCCAAGGACAGGAAGCAGAAGUCGAGGUGUCGAACGUAUCUGAAGCCCAUCUCCAAGGUCAUCGCGCAGAAAUUUCAGCAGCAGGGUCGCAUUUAGCCAAGAACAAAAAACGGCCCGACGAUCCGGGGGGCGGGGCGGAAACAGUGGAGGGCAAGAAUGCACCAGUGGCGUCUACUACAGGAGGACGUGGAGGAGCUGCCAGUCGCGAUGUAGACGGCAUAUUAGACGACACUGAGGACAUCUUCAUGCACCAGCGAGGAGAAAAUCAUAAUCAAGAUCAACACGUUUCUGUUUCAGCAGCAUCUUCGAGUGCGUCUUCCUCAUCCUCUAGUUGCACUACCAGCGAGGAAGAGAGCAGAUUUUUCCACCUCGGUCGUCUUGACAACUCAUCGACGGUAAGGGCAGGUGGAGUUCAUGUUCCAAGUGCUUUUGGUAUUGCGGAGCAGCCGGAAGGUGAAGUAAAAAAUGCUGUACUCCAGCAGCACACGAUAUCUUCUACUUCUGCUUCGACGGCAUCGGCAAAGCUGCAAGGCAACGAAAACGAUUCCAAGCACCACCCCUUCGAACAGAGUCAAAGCGAAAAAGAUGCCAGCCCCAGUCGGGAUUUGUACCGACAGGGAAUAUCCUCGAUUGUGCAGAACAUUCACAAAAACCGGCAGAAAAGCCAGUAUUCCAGAAGCAUCACUGGCAGCUUCAGCCUCGGCUCCUCGAGAAUAAAGUGAGAAUCAUGCAGCUGCGUAGAACUAGAAGUACCUAGAAGUAGUGCACGAUGAAGAAGAUUUUUUUUGGGAUUUUGCAGCUUGCGCGACUCGGUCUCGGACUCAGUACGGUUAGCAAAUAAAACGAAAAAAGAGGCGAUGAAUGUUCUUAUUCGACUAUAUGACUACGGAAAAAAUGCAAUCAUCGAUUUCUUUCUCCUCGGAAAGCGUGAGUAUG
Amoebophrya sp. A120 is the source of this 2572-nucleotide messenger RNA. The record is from the annotation of a GenBank genome assembly. Lineage: Eukaryota; Dinophyceae; Syndiniales; Amoebophryaceae.